ACCUAAUAAUAAGUCGGCGCCCGGCACCACGUGUCUCGCUGGAAGAAUUCUUGGCGGCUCUGCCCACACUUUUUGCGGCUCUGCCCACACUUCUUUGCGCCGGGCCUCGCUGCCUGGCCCUGGCCUCAUUCGCUGGCCCUGGCUCGCGCCGGGCCCAGCGCCUGCAGACCAGUGGCCCCAAUCUUUCACUCGCCCGCGCGCGCGGCCCCAGGCAGGCCGGGCCAUAACGGCGUUUUCUCCACAACUAAGAAACAACAGCCCACUCCUCCCGCCCCAGCACACAAUGCUAGCACCUGCUGGCCUGAACGGCACGCCCGCCCAGUCUGGCGCCGCGGCUCUGGGACGACGCCCGCGGGCCUCGCUGGCCAGCCGCCGCCGCCCGCUGAAUGCCGGUGAUGAGCCCUCCAGUAAACGAGCCAAACCCGAGCCCAACGGCCCUCCGCAAGACCCACGCCUUCGCCCGGCCAGCCAGGAGGACAGCCUCGUGCACGUGAUCUCGGACUUCAGCAUUGCCGUCAACGAGUUGUUCCAGUUGAAGGAGUACGCCUCCCUUGUGGAAUGGGCCCCCAUGGACUUCUCGCGUGCCGACGGCUCCGAUGUGCCCGAGAUCUUCGACUUCUUUGUCAGGGCCAACCGCUACCUGCUAGUGUGGGACGAGCACCUGUUGGAGAACAUGGGCGACCUCCCCCUCCGCUUGCAAAAAAAGAGGCUUCAGGAACGCGAGGUCAUGCUCCGAAAGAAGUAUCCUUUCAUGGACGACGUGCUCCGACGCAGCAUGCAGCGGGAGUCCGAGCUCCUCGCUGCUCAGAAAAUCCCUCAUGCCCGCCUGCCUUUGCCGGCCCCGCGAGCUGGGAAGACAAAGCCAGAACCGAGGCCCAACGGCACUUUAUCUGCUAGAUCAGCACGCCAGCGCCCAGUCUCUCGCUCGCAUCCCAAGCCACAGCCCGCAGAAACACCAUCGCCGCAGGCUCUGGGCCAGAGUGACCUGGAUGUCAAGGACGAGUUCCUGGACUACGACUUCUCCAACAUAGACACCAACUACAAGUUGCGCUCCGUCAAGUACUCGAUUCCUCCUCCAGUGGUCACCCACCCUUCGCAUAUUCCCUCAUGGCGCCCGCUUCAAGGCGACGCGGGUCUCAGGGCCUCUGGUCUGGACUCGGAUCCGAUACUCGCAUACCACCCCGACCCGCUUCAGGUGUUGUCAACCAAGGACUGGACGCUACACAUGCCCCAGAUCGAGUCCAAAAUCUCCAAAUUCCUCCAGACAAAGUACAAAGCCGCGCUCAUUGAUGAUGGUGGCGUGGAGGUGGCCAACACGCCCGCGGAAUACGAAGCCACCUUGAAACAGCAGACUCAUCUACUCAAACGUUUGUACGAGAAAGUCAUGGUCGAAGAAAGGUUCGAACUCAAUGGAGACAAGGUGGAACGCCGCAAAAUCAUGCUUCCUACCAGUUCAGCAAAGCACACCCUGGACUUUUUCAGGGACACCGGCUCCAUCGUCCCUAAAAUACAGGGCGCAGCCAAUGACCAAACAUUCCAUGACCACCUUGUUGCCCAGGGCAUGGCGUACUCCAAAAUCCGCCAAGGCAUGAGAAAACAACAUCAAGCAAGAACAAGAAGAAUCGCGCAAAUAGUAGAACAGCAUUUCAGGAAAAAGGCUGGUGAGAAAGAACGGUUGGCCCGCGAGAGGGAACAAAACCUAAAGCGCUUGAGCAGACUUGCCAUCCAAUCUGUGAGAAAAAGAUGGUCCCAAGCUAACAGAGUCUACCGCUUCCUACAACACGAAAAGGAGGAAGAACUUAAGCAGAUCGAGGGCCGCGAACACUUGAGUAAGAUGCUAGAGCAUUCGACGCAGCUUCUAGAGGCUCAGUUAAACAGGUCUUCCAGAGAAAACACCGAACCGGAUACAUCAAAUGUGGAAUCUAACAGUGAGAGUUCGAGCUCUACCGGCUCUGAUCAGCUUUCAUCUUCAGACUCUGAAAAUGAUGAUGAUGGGGAUGUUGCAGUCAAUAAGCAAGAAAAGCUCGAUAGUGAAUUGAGCGUUGCUGAAUUACGCAAGAAGUAUUCAAACAUGGAAGAUUCUCCCGUGACCCCUUCUGACCAUACACACGGUAAUGAAGACUCUGAUUCGGACUCUGACUCGGCAAAUGAAGGAGACGGUGGACUUGCGUCUCUUUACGGGAAUAAUCAUAUGGUCAGUACUGACAAUCUCACAACGGAGUACAAUGAAGACCAAAUUAAAUUGAUCAAGUCUUUGUCUGGGAAGACCGAAAACGAGGUUCUUGACUCCGAUGAUUUCAGCGACUCUAUGGAAGAAGACGACAUGAGUUCCUCGGACGAAGGUUCGGAAAGUGAAAAUGAAGAGCGCGCUGACUGUGAUGAUGAAAACGCGACCCAUCAUAAAACCGAUGAAACAGAUCUCGGUAAUAAGACCUCGGAAAGCUUCGAAGCACAGCCUGAACUUUGUACUGACACCUCCAAGGACCAUAAUGUCGAUGAUGAUGAGAAUGUGGAGGAAAUUAAUGGAUUCAAGGUGAAGGAUGUUCCAAUCCCAUCGUUGUUGCGUGGAGUAUUAAGGCCAUAUCAGAAACAAGGCUUGAACUGGCUUGCCAGCUUAUACAAUAAUAACACCAAUGGUAUCCUUGCAGAUGAAAUGGGUUUGGGUAAAACAAUUCAGACAAUUUCGCUCUUGUCAUACCUUGCUUGCGAGCACCACAUUUGGGGUCCUCAUCUUAUCAUCGUACCAACAUCUGUGAUGCUUAAUUGGGAGAUGGAGUUCAAAAAGUUUGCUCCCGGAUUCAAAGUGCUUACAUACUAUGGUUCCCCCCAAGAAAGAGCGAGGAAAAGAAAAGGGUGGAAUAAGCAAGAUGCCUUUCAUGUUUGCAUAACAUCUUAUCAGUUGGUUGUGCAUGAUCACUCAUCUUUCAAGAGAAAAAGAUGGAGGUACAUGAUUUUGGAUGAAGCUCAUAAUAUCAAAAAUUUCAGAUCUACUAGAUGGAAGGCUUUGUUGAACUUUAACACUGAAAAUCGUCUUUUACUCACAGGUACGCCUUUGCAGAACAAUCUCAUGGAGUUGUGGUCCUUGUUGUACUUUCUUAUGCCUUCUUCGAAAGUUGAGCAAAUGAUGCCCGAAGGUUUCGCUAAUUUCGAAGAUUUCCAACAGUGGUUUGGAAAACCUGUUGAUAAAAUCUUAGAAAAGACUGCUACAGGAGAUGUUAUUGAUGAGAACGUUACGAGCAAACUCGACAAAGAAACAAAGGAUACAGUUUCUCGCUUGCAUCAAGUUUUACGCCCAUAUUUGCUUCGAAGACUCAAAAAGGAUGUUGAAAAACAAAUGCCAGGCAAGUAUGAGCACAUCAUCUACUGCCGUUUAUCAAAAAGGCAAAGGUAUCUUUAUGAUGACUUUAUGUCACGAGCCAAGACCAAAGAAACUUUGGCCUCAGGAAACUUUUUGUCGAUUAUCAACUGCUUGAUGCAGUUGAGGAAAGUUUGCAAUCAUCCUGAUUUAUUUGAGGUACGUCCAAUUGUUACAUCAUUUGCUAUGCCGAACACUGUUACGAGAGGCUACAAUGCGACUAAAGACGUUAUCGCCAAACUUCUCACGAAAGACGAAAACCCUACUGUCCCUUUACCGGUCAUCAACGCUGAUAUCACAAAUAUGGAAGAUAUGAACUAUUUUGCGUCUGAAGCUACCAGCAGAUUGAUGUCUAACAAAGAAUUAGAGAGUCAGAUUCAGAUUUUGGAUGAAAUCAUUGAAAAGGGAAAAAACGGGAAAUCUGAGUCAGACAGCCAAGCUUUAGCCGAUAUUGUCCAGGUGAAUAGAUUGUUAAAGCUUGAAAAACAGCUGCAACUUCGCGAACGGUUAAAGCAAAGUAUUUAUCUUAAUACUUUGAGAUGCCAAAGGAGACCUCUUUAUGGACAUUCACUUCUAGAUUUUGUAAAAAAAGCUAGUGAGAGACCAUUACGAUGUGAAACUUUGGAUAAUAUGAUUUUGGACAUUCCAAAGCGUCAGGCGCAUAUGCAAGAUACUGUUAACAAAUACGCUGUCAUCACACCAACUGUUGUCGCUUUGGAUAUGAAAGAUCAAAUUAUACCCAUCGACACGCAGUAUAAAGUGCGUGAUGCAGUGCAGCAAAAGCAGAUCGAUAAUCCCUUUCACCAAGCGCAGGUGAAGCUUUCAAUUGCGUUCCCGGAUAAACAGCUACUUCAAUAUGACUGUGGUAAACUUCAGAAGCUAGCGACUUUAUUGCAAGACCUUGUUCCAAAUGGCCACCGCGCCCUUAUUUUCACGCAAAUGACAAAGGUUUUGGACAUUCUCGAACAGUUCCUCAAUAUUCAUGGCUAUAGAUAUAUGAGAUUGGACGGAGCCACAAAGAUUGAGGAUAGACAAUUGCUCACAGAAAAGUUUAAUCGCGAUCCAAAAAUUCCAGUUUUCAUAUUAUCCACAAGAUCAGGUGGUCUAGGUAUCAAUUUAACUGGUGCGGAUACGGUCAUUUUCUAUGAUUCUGAUUGGAACCCUGCCAUGGAUAAACAAUGCCAGGAUCGUUGCCAUAGAAUUGGUCAGCUGCGGGAUGUACACAUAUACCGAUUUGUGUCCGAGUACACCAUCGAGUCGAACAUUUUGAAAAAGGCAAAUCAGAAGAGACAAUUGGAUAAUGUCGUGAUUCAGGAAGGUGAUUUUACUACAGAUUAUCUUGGGAAGUUUUCCGUCCGCGACUUGGUCAAUGAUACCAGCAUAAUAAGCGAACUACCCGACAAGCCAAUUGGCGAAAAUACCAAUAUGGAAUUGUUGGCUCAGGCAGAAGAUGAAGCCGAUAGAAAUGCAGCGAAGGAAGCAAUGAAAGAAGUCGCAGUCGAUGAUGAGGAUUUCACUGAGGAAAGUAAACAGGGAACACCUGCACCAGGAACUGUUCCCGAAGACUCAGAAGUUGUUGAUGAUGACUACGAAGAAGGAGUGGGACAUAUUGACGAGUAUAUGCUCCGUUGUAUCGCGGAUGGCUACUACGUUGAGUAAGGGACUAAACUUGAAGCUCGCCAAAGAACUAACACAAUUUGAAGACACUGCAAAGUGGCCAAUGCAAAAGCUAAGGUAUGAUUAGUACGUCUAUGCGAGACGAAUAGAAUAACACAUAUUUUCUAGAAAUAAGAGAUACAGUUACAUGACAUGUCCCACUGUAAGGCACUCUCUGGCAGUGGUGUCAGAGAAAAAAUAAAACUGUAUUUGAGUCGUUACAAAUUUAUUUUAAUUUCUCAUAUGUUC
Metschnikowia bicuspidata var. bicuspidata NRRL YB-4993 is the source of this 5260-nucleotide messenger RNA. RefSeq names its product chromatin-remodeling protein (gene SWR1). Gene Ontology annotation, molecular function: histone binding; ATP binding; ATP-dependent chromatin remodeler activity. Gene Ontology annotation, cellular component: Swr1 complex. The coding region runs from base 284 to 5014 and encodes 1576 amino acids. Lineage: Eukaryota; Fungi; Ascomycota; Pichiomycetes; Serinales; Metschnikowiaceae. The record is from RefSeq and is a predicted model, not a curated record. The transcript has a single exon.